UACCAUCACUUGUGACUAUUGUAAGCGUAAGGGACACACGAUGUCAGAUUGCUACAGAAAUCCACAAAAUCAAACAAAACCAACCGGCAUUGUUUCAACACCGGAUAACAACACGACAUCUGUUUUUGAUAGUAAUAAUACUAGUGAUACUCAAGAGGAUUUGAUAGAGGUCAAAGCCAAUGCUGACCCUAUAAUGAAAGUAUUUGAACCAUUUGUAAAUGCGGCUAGUGUUUCACUUUUGAACAAUCCAACACAACGUAUUCCAGUUCAAGUAUUACGCGAUACUGGAGCGUCUCAAUCUUUAAUACUGACAAACACAUUGCCAUUUUCUGCGGAAUCAUAUUCCGGAAACAAUGUUUUGAUAAAAGGAGUUCACUCCAGCGAUUAUAGUUCAGUUCCUUUGCACAACAUUCGACUGCACUCAGAUUUAGUCUCCGGAGAUGUUUCGAUAGGUAUCAUCGAUACAUUGCCUUUCGAUGGAAUACAAUUGUUAUUAGGCAACGAUCUUGCGGGUGAAAAAGUGACAGUCAAUCCAAUAGUGACAAACAAACCAAUGAAACCAUGCUCAACAUCAAUUUCCGACGUCAUUGAACAAGAAAUUCCAAAUUUAUAUCCAUCGUGUGCGGUCACAAGAGCAAUGGUAAAACAACAAGAAUUAGAGAAUAAUAAAAGAGAUGACCUUGAUUCAUCCUAUGAUUUGUCCGAUACUUUUCUUACACAGUUAUUUGAUAGUGGCCCUAAAACAACACAGAUUACGAAAAACGAUGCGAUAGACACAAAAAGCUUGUCAACAUCUAAUCUCAUUCACGAGCAAAAUAAUGAUCCCGAAAUAGCUAUUCUAAUUCAACAAGCUUUCGAUGAAAAAGAAAUUUCAGACCAGGCAAUGGGAUACUUUAUCAAAAACGAUAUUUUAAUGCGGAAAUGGCGACCACCUGAUGUUAGUGUUGAUGAUGAAUGGUCAGUUCGAUACCAAAUUGUUAUCCCAAAACCUUAGGUUUAGCACACGAAACACCCCUUUCAGGACAUCUGGGAAUAAACAAAACCUAUGAGAAAAUCAUACGACAUUUUUAUUGGCCUGGAGUUCGAAAAACCGUGGCAGAAUUCUGUAAAACAUGUCACACUUGUCAAGUAGUCGGCAAAGCAAAUCAAGUUAUCCCAAAAGCACCGCUAAAACCAAUUCCGGCUUUUGAAGAACCAUUUAGCCGUAUUAUGAUUGAUUGCGUCGGACCAUUACCUAAAACUAAGCGAGGUAAUCAAUAUUUAUUGACAAUUAUGUGUGUUUCGACACGUUUUCCUGAAGCAAUACCACUUCGAAAUAUCAAGGCUAAAACCAUUGUAGAAGCACUUACAAAGUUUUUCACUUUAGUUGGUCUUCCAAAAUCCAUCCAGUCUGACCAAGGUUCGAAUUUCACGUCAGGGUUGUUUCAACAAAUUAUGCACGAACUAGGUAUUAAACAAUACAACUCGUCAGCUUAUCAUCCGGAAAGUCAAGGCGCUCUGGAAAGGUUUCACCAAACAUUGAAGCAAAUGAUUAAGACAUAUUGUUUUGAAACUGAGAAAGAUUGGGACGACGGCGUCCAUUUCCUUUUGUUCGCGGCUCGUGAGUCAGUUCAAGAAUCAUUAGGGUUUAGUCCAUUUGAGUUAGUUUUCGGUCACACGGUUCGGGGACCGCUCAAGCUUUUAAAGGAAAAGUUGCUUACCGACGACGGUGGUUCAUUGAAUAUUUUACAGUAUGUAACGGACUUUCGUACCAAAUUAACUAAGGCUUGUGACCUAGCACGUAAGAACCUUAAAACAGCUCAAAAUCGCAUGAAGCACAGUUACGACAAAAACACCGUAACUCGGAAUUUUCAGAACGGAGAUAAGGUUCUUGCACUUCUUCCGGUUCCUGGAAACCCCUUGCAAGCUAGGUAUUUUGGGCCCUAUGUUAUAGAAAAGAAAGAGAAUGAUUUAAACUAUGUAAUCAUAACUCCAAAUAGACGUCGAAAUAAACAGCUUUGCCAUGUAAAUAUGCUUAAAGCAUAUCACGAAAGAAAGUAGUACAGUCAGUAAAUGUAGUGAGUUCAGAUAGAGAUAGGUAUAGUAAUGAGGAUGAAUCUGAACUCUCUAGUUUGUCUGAGACAACAAAAUUGAGCAACUCCGACGUUUUACGAAAUAUGGAUUCGAAGUUAUCUCAUCUUCAACCAUCUCAACGUCAGGAUGUUCUAGACCUUGUUAAUGAAUAUGCACAAUUAUUCCCCGACAUUCCUUCUCGAACUGACAUGAUUUCCCACGACGUUGAUAUUGGCGACGCUUCCCCUAUAAAACAACACCCUUACCGAUUGAACCCAUCGAAAGCAAAAUACCUUGACCAAGAGAUCCAAUACCUCCUUGAAAAUGAUUUCAUCGAACACAGUCAAAGCAGUUGGAGUUCACCCUGUAUAUUAGUUCCUAAACCAGACGGUAGUUAUCGAAUGUGUACGGACUACCGUAAAGUAAACAACCUCACGAAGUCGGAUAAUUUUCCCAUUCCUCGGAUGGAUGAUUGCGUGGAUAAAAUUGGAAAUGCUAAGUAUGUGUCGAAGUUUGAUUUACUGAAAGGAUUCUGGCAAAUCCCUUUAAGCGAACGUGCCAAAGAGGUUUCAGCAUUCGUAACACCACGUGGAUUAUACCAAUACAAAGUGAUGCCAUUUGGAAUGCGAAAUUCCCCUGCCACCUUCCAACGCCUUAUCAACCAGAUAAUUUCCCAGAUCGACGGCUGCGAAGGUUAUAUUGAUGACGUGAUCAUUUAUAGUGACACCUGGGAAGAGCAUCUGGAAAUAUUACGAAAGUUUUUCAAACGGUUAAGCGAAGCCAAGUUAACCAUAAAUUUAGUCAAAAGUGAAUUCGGUUGUGGUCAUGUUACAUACUUGGGCCAUAUCGUUGGCCAAGGCCAAGUAAAACCCGUCAACGCCAAAGUCGAGGCGAUUGCAGAUUUCCCACAGCCUACAACGAAAAAACACAUCAUGCGACUGCUCGGAAUGGCGGGUUAUUAUCGUAAGUUUUGCCCAAACUUUUCAUCAAUCACGGAACCCUUGACGCAGUUGCUUCGCAAGGAUAUGAAAUUUGUUUGGACAGAACAAUGUCAGAAAGCAUUCGAGAAACUCAAAGCUAUGCUCCAAAAUGCCCCAGUUUUGUCGGCACCAGAUUUCAACCGCCCCUUCAAAUUAGCGAUCGACGCGAGUGAUGUUGCAGCCGGUGCAGUUUUACUACAAGAAGGUCAGUUUGGAGUUGAUCACCCGGUAUGUUAUUUCUCUCGAAAGUUCAACAAACACCAGCGGAAUUAUUCUACGAUCGAAAAAGAAUGUCUUGCACUUGUUCUCGCGCUUCAGCAUUUCGAAGUUUAUGUUUCUUCAACUUCUGUUCCACUCGAGGUGUUUAGCGACCAUAAUCCUCUAAUGUUUCUCCAUAAAAUGAAGAACAAGAACCAACGUUUACUGCGGUGGAGUCUCGUUUUGUCAGAAUACGACAUGAAGAUGGAACAUAUUAAAGGACGAGACAAUUUACUCGCUGACUGUCUAUCACGACCAUGA
This is a messenger RNA of Paramuricea clavata, 3551 nucleotides long. The record is from the annotation of a GenBank genome assembly. NCBI's taxonomy places the organism in Eukaryota, Metazoa, Cnidaria, Anthozoa, Malacalcyonacea, Plexauridae.